Molecule: messenger RNA, 1715 nt
Organism: Malus domestica (apple)
Lineage: Eukaryota; Viridiplantae; Streptophyta; Magnoliopsida; Rosales; Rosaceae
Product: 7-deoxyloganetin glucosyltransferase-like
Molecular function (GO): quercetin 3-O-glucosyltransferase activity; quercetin 7-O-glucosyltransferase activity
Source: RefSeq, a predicted model, not a curated record
CCCACCCCACACCACCAGCAAUACCCCAUCCCUAUGUUUAUUGUUGUUGAUUCCCCUAGUAUUUUCCAUAAAUAGAUGCUAAGUAGUACGAGCAGAGACAUCUCCAACCUGAAGAUUAAGGAAUAGUAAUGGGUUCAAUGGAGGUAGCUGCAAAUCAUAAGCCUCAUGCUGUAUGCCUCCCAUUCCCAUAUCAAGGCCACAUAAAGCCUCUCCUCAAAUUUGCAAAGCUCCUACACCACAGAGGUAUUCGUAUCACCUUCGUCAACACCGAAUACAACCACAGACGCCUUCUCAAAUCUUUAGGCCCCAACACCUUAGACGGCUUCAAGGACUUCCAUUUCGAAACCAUCCCCGAUGGCCUGCCGCCUUCGGAUUCAGCAGAUUCAACCCAAGACAUCUAUGAUAUCUGUGAUGCCAUUCAAAACAAUUUAUUGGCUCCAUUUCAAAGUCUCCUCGCCAAACUAAAUGCUGUUGCAGCUUCCAACAAUACCCCUCCUGUGACCAGCAUUGUCUCAGAUGGUUUUAUGAGCUUCUCAAUCACAGCUGCUGAAGAACUUGGACUUCCUAUUGUGUUGUUCUUUCCUACUGCUGCUUGUGGCUUCAUGGGAUUCAAGCAUUAUCGUGCUCUCGCCGAAAAAGGAUUUACACCUCUAAAAGAUGAGAGGUAUCUAUCAAAUGGCUACUUAGACACCGUCAUAGAUUGGAUACCGGGAAUGAAAGGUAUCCGUCUAAGGGAUCUUCCAACCUUUCUACGAACCACAAAUCCGAAUGACACUGCGUUUUCUUUAACAAGUGAAGCAACUGAGAGAGCACAUAAAGCUUCGGCAGUUGUAAUUCAUACUUUCGAAGCGUUGGAGCAGGAUAUUUUGGAUGCUAUCUCAUCCAUGAUUCCACAUCUCUACCCCAUUGGCCCUCUUCAGUUGCUUAUUAAUCAAAUAGAAGAAGACCCUUUGAAGUCUCUGGGAUACAGCCUAUGGAAAGAAGAAGCCGAGUGCAUUCCAUGGCUCGACACCAAGGCACCAAACUCGGUUGUUUAUGUGAACUUUGGGAGUGUGGUGGUCAUGACACCAGAGCAUCUUGUGGAGUUUGGUUGGGGACUUGCAAAUAGUAAGCAUCACUUCUUGUGGGUAAUUAGGCCGGAUUUGGUCAUCGGCGAAUCAGCAAUUUUGCCACCUGAGUUUGUCGCCGAAACCAAAGAAAGAUGUCUAAUAGCAGGUUGGUGUCCUCAAGAGGAAGUACUUAACCACCCAUCAGUUGGAGGGUUUUUGACACACAGCGGUUGGAAUUCAACCAUUGAGAGCGUGACAGCUGGAGUGCCUAUGCUCUCAUGGCCGUUCUUUGCGGAGCAGCAAACAAAUUGUUGGUAUACUUGCAAUGGAUUGGGGACUGGGAUGGAGAUUGAUAAUGAUGUGAAGAGAGAUGAAGUGGAGAAGCUUGUUAGAGAGUUGAUGGAGGGAGAGAAGGGUAAGAAAAUGAAAAGGAAGGCUAAUGAGUGGAAAAAGUUAGCAGAAGAGGCCACUGGUCCCCACGGUUCUUCAAUAAAAAACUUGGAUUUUGUGGUCAACAAUGUGCUUCAAGGAAAAUGCUAGAUGCAUGUGGUCUUAAUAAACCAGUACGUUGCUCAUUUUGGCUUCUGUAUGUUGGCUUUGUUAUGUGUUUGAAAUUGAUAUGAUUGUUGGUUUUGGUUUCAUAAAACUAAAAGAUUGUUAUUUUUA